Messenger RNA from Fundulus heteroclitus (mummichog), 1524 nucleotides. Its product is annotated as major histocompatibility complex class I-related gene protein-like. NCBI's taxonomy places the organism in Eukaryota, Metazoa, Chordata, Actinopteri, Cyprinodontiformes, Fundulidae. The record is from RefSeq and is a predicted model, not a curated record. Gene Ontology annotation, cellular component: external side of plasma membrane. Gene Ontology annotation, biological process: immune response. The transcript has 7 exons. Bases 342 to 1370 code for a protein of 342 amino acids.
UGGAUCAAGGUAAAUAGGCAGAAAUCCACAGAACAAACCUGGUCGGGCAAGGGACACUGGAGGGUUUAUUCACACAAAAAGCUUAUAGGAAUAUGGCAGCAACAUGCAGGGAGCGACAGGCAUUUUCAGGGUGAAACGUAGGUGCCCUCACUUUCACCAAACGGGUGGCAACAGGUGUUGGCACCCGUUUGCUGCUUUCCGCCUUUGGAGAGACUGCAUUGAUUAGUGUCACACUGUCUGUGAAGGUGGACACGCCUGUCUCCGUCAAGUUGUUUUAGUUCCUGUUAUGUGUGCGGCUGACUUUACCUCAAGUUCUUAAACCGUUUCUCCUCGAACAAAGCAUGAUCAUGAAAUAUUUUUGCCUUCUGCUUCUCUUUCACGUCACAUCUUCAGUGAAACAUUCCCUAAAAUAUUUGGUUACUGCAACCUCCGGAGUCCCAGGCUUUCCAGAGUACUUUGCUGCUGCUACAGUGGAUGAAGUUCAGGUGGGCUACUGUGACAGCAACAUCAAGACAGCCAAGACCAGACAAGACUGGGCGAAGAGACUGAUUGAAGAGGAUCCUAAACACCUGGAGUGGUAUUCUCAGCAGUGUCUUGAAGAGCAGCAUGUAUUAAGCGCAUACAUUGAGAACUUUAUCCAACGCUUAAACCUGACGCAAGGUACCUACAUUUUGCAGAGAAUGAGUGGCUGUGAGUGGGAUGAUGAGACUGGGGAAAUUAAAGGGUUUAAUCAGUAUGGGUUUAAUGGUGAGGACUUCUUAGCCGUGGACCUAAACACACUGACGUGGAUUGCUCCUAAAUCGCAAGCUGUCAUCAUAAAACUCAUAUGGGAUGAUGAUAAAGCUAGAUUAGAAUUUAAUAAAAACUACUACAACAACGAAUGUACUGCCUGGUUAAAGAAAUAUGUCCAGCAUGGGAGGAGCUUUUUGCAGAGGACAGAAAGCCCGUCUGUAUCUCUGCUCCAGAAGACUCCCUCCUCUGUGGUUACCUGCCACGCUACAGGUUUCUACCCUGACAGAGCUGAAAUAUUCUGGAGGAAAGACGGAAAGGAGAUUCAUGAGGGUGUGGAAAAAGGAGAGAUCCUCAUGAACAAUGAUGGAACCUUCCAGAUGAGUGCUGAACUCAACAUUUCAUCCAUCCAGCCUGAAGGCUGGAGGAGAUAUGACUGUGUGUUUCAGCUCUCUGGUGCUGAAGAUGACAUAAUAGUAACACUGGAUAAAUCCGUGAUCCAUACAAACUGGGCGUCUUCUCCAGAGAUUCCUUUUGCUGGAGGUGUUGCAGUAUUUCUUCUUCUGGGAGCUGCUGUAAUUGUUGCCGUCUUCUGGUGGAGUAAACGUAAUGGAUUCAAGCAAGUUGAUGGAGAAGAUUAAAGGAGAAUGUGUAACUGGUUGUAGAGUCAAUAAAUUCACACUUUCUCAAAUACAAAACAUGUCUGACUUCAAAUUUCUAACGGAAACAUAGAGGGCUAAUACUGCAUAAAAUAUUGUUGCUGUACUAUUAAGCUGAGUCUAGGAUCAGCUGGUU